AUGGGAGCGUACUUGUCAGAGCCGAUUACGAAGAAGGAGUCGAGCGACGAAGUGGGCAAGAAUGUCGCGUACGGUGCGAGCUCCAUGCAGGGCUGGCGGAUCAGUCAGGAGGAUGCUCACAAUUGUUGCAUAGAUUUUGAUGAGAAUGUUUCAUUGUUUGCUGUGUACGACGGUCAUGGAGGACACGAGGUUGCGACGUAUUGCGCACGUAACCUUCCUGAUUUUAUCAAACAGACAGAAGCUUAUAAAAAAGGUGAUAUUAGACAAGCUUUAAUAGAUGCUUUCCUCGGUUUUGACGAAACUCUUACGAAACCGGAGGUUGUCAAUGUUCUCAAAGAGCUAGCAGGGACAUCCACAGAGAAAAAGGAGAGUGACUUGAAUGAAUCUGAUGAAGAGGAGAAUGUUAGUAAUCUUUGUAUGGAAGCAACAAUGCCAUUGGAACAAGUAAUGGCAAAAUAUCAAUCAGAAGUGUCAAAUCCUCAUCUAAAAAACCUGAAAGUCGAAAAAUGUGGUGCACGCGCUUUUGCGAGUCCUUUUUUACGAGGUAGAAGAGGACGAGAGAAAGCAGGUGGUUCAUCCUCGGGCGCAGGAUGUUCAUCGUCGCCGUCACCACCACCAACAUCAUCAUCGUCAUCUUCAGCCUCGUCUGGUUGGAAUACGAAUGAAACAGACGUAAGUAGUUCCAGUCAGCCUUGUGGAUCGACUCUGUCUAGCACAGUGGAGCGAAAAGAUUCCGAUAGUCCGGGAAAUAAUGAAGCUGAGCAAGUGUUGGAUUCAACGACGAGCAAUGGUAGCGCUCAUGCGUCUCCACCAGUGGUAUCUACUGAGGAUAUAGAAACUGCUAAAUCUAUGGAUAUGCCCGACAGCUCUGAAGAUGUAAAAGAGAAAGUCUCGAGUCCAGGCAAGGUGCCACCGUGCACGGAGUCUAAUGCGAAUGAGGUGGAAGUUAAUGGCGCAGAAUCAAAGAGGAUCGGAGAUGCAGAUAGUAGUAAAGGUGGAGGAGACAAUGUGUCGAGCAGUUCUUGUAUCCCUGUAGAAAACGGAGAUGCAGGUCAGCAAGAACGUAUAACUAGCAGUGGUCGAAGAAGAAUUCAACCCGUGGAUCUUUAUCAAAGUCUACUGAAAAAAGACAGUGAUGAUUCUGAGGAAGACGAUGAUGAUGAUGAAAAUGAUGAAACCUUUGAUGGUGUCCCUGAAAGUGAUGGUGAUGAUACGGAAGAUGUUGAAGAUGAAAGUGACGAAGAUGAUGAUGAUGAUGAUGAUGAAGUGGAGGAGGAAGAUAUAGAUGAUUCUGACGAUGAUACUGAUGAUCUCAUGGUGAACACUGAAAAGCCUGGCUCGGACAGUGGAUGCACAGCAGUUGUAGCGAUACUUAAGGAAAACGAAUUGUAUGUGGCUAAUGCUGGAGAUUCUCGGUGUGUUCUAUGCAGGGAUGGCCAGGCGAUUGAACUUAGUCUGGAUCAUAAACCCGAAGACGCACCAGAAAUGGAACGUAUAGUAAAAGCAGGUGGAGAGGUGACAAGUGAUGGCAGAGUGAAUGGCGGCCUCAAUCUUUCCAGAGCGCUCGGUGAUCAUGCGUAUAAGCAAAACAUGGUAUUACCACCUCAGGAACAAAUGAUCUCUGCUCUGCCGGACAUAAGGCAUAUUACAAUCGAUCCGGAGAAAGAUGAAUUUAUGAUACUAGCUUGCGAUGGCAUAUGGAACUUUAUGACCAGUCAAAAUGUCGUUCAGUUUGUGCGCUCCCGUUUGUCACAAAAUUACGAGAAUAUUUCGAAAAUCUGCGAAGAGCUUUUUGAUCAUUGUCUUGCACCGGAUACUCUCGGCGAUGGAACGGGCUGCGACAACAUGACUGCUGUAAUAGUUAAGUUUACAUCAUCGGCAACCGAAACUGUUAAAAAUAAUACCGUUGCCGAGGUAUGCGUUACAAAGAAACGAUCGGUUUCGCCAACUGCUGAGGAAAACAACGAUUGUAUCCCGGGAGAAAACACAGUAAACCCCUGCAAACGCGCUAAAACUGAGGCAGCUAUGUGAAUUAGGAGUCACCAUGCGUCAUGAACUGAUCUCCGGGAGCGGACGAAUGAAUGUUGGUGCAAAAGUUCUUGCCAAUGCGGAUAAAUAUAUCUACAUAUAACAUACUUAGUACAACUUUAUCAGCAAAAAUAUUUAUGGUUUUUGUAAGUUAGCAUCUCUGCAUUUCACAGUUGUGCAUGACAAGCCAUAGAUGUAAAAAAAUGUAACUUUACAUUUAUAGUAUAUUACGAUUAAAAAGAGAGCCAGAUAAAGAGCAUAUUAAUGCUUUUAAAAUAUUUGUUUUGUUUUCACUAUUAUAGAAAAAAAGUGCUGCUGAUGCACACAGAAUUGUGACACAUAUAGUGAAAAUGUUAUAGCCAUUAGAACGUGUGUUUGGUUUAAACGAUUUAAAGACGAUAAUUUCAAUAUUAGUGAUAAAGAACACUUCGGACAUCCUGCAACUAUGGAAGAGGAUGAAUUGCAAGCAUUGCUUAAUGAAGAUUCAGCCUAAUCGACUCGUGAGCUUGCAACACAACUGGGAAUUGAUUAUUCAACAAUUAUUUGCCUUUUAAAUGCAAUGGGAAAAAUCCAGAAGUAUUGAAAGUGAGUCCUGUUGCAUGAUAAUGCCAGGCCAUAUGUUGCUAAGGAACUAAGGAAGCAUUGUUAAAGUUGGAAUAGGAUGUUCUCCCGUAUUCAGACAUUGCCCCUUCUGAUUAUUAUCUGUUUAGAUCGAUGAACAUGGCUUAUCUGGUAAGCGCUUCUCAAAUGCCGAGGAUAUACGAAAAUGGGUCGAUCAAUGGAUCGCUUCAAAGGAUGAUUCCUUUUUUCAUGGUAUCCAUAUACUGCCGGAAAGAUGGAAAAAAGUAAUGGAAAAUGAUGGAAAA
This is a messenger RNA of Cyphomyrmex costatus, 2894 nucleotides long. Its product is annotated as probable protein phosphatase CG10417. The transcript has 7 exons. The record is from RefSeq and is a predicted model, not a curated record. Gene Ontology annotation, biological process: protein dephosphorylation. Bases 1 to 2031 code for a protein of 676 amino acids. Lineage: Eukaryota; Metazoa; Arthropoda; Insecta; Hymenoptera; Formicidae. Gene Ontology annotation, molecular function: protein serine/threonine phosphatase activity; cation binding.